Messenger RNA from Phycodurus eques (leafy seadragon), 3822 nucleotides. It is a transcript of the gene igf2b, whose product is annotated as insulin-like growth factor 2b. Gene Ontology annotation, molecular function: hormone activity; growth factor activity. The transcript has 4 exons. Gene Ontology annotation, cellular component: extracellular region. The record is from RefSeq and is a predicted model, not a curated record. NCBI's taxonomy places the organism in Eukaryota, Metazoa, Chordata, Actinopteri, Syngnathiformes, Syngnathidae. The coding region runs from base 53 to 700 and encodes 215 amino acids.
UUUUCAUUUUUCUCUCUUUUUUUUUUUUUUUUUGUGACUACUGCCGACUGUCAUGGAGACCCCGCGAUCGAGACCCGGACACAACUCAUUUUGCCACACCUGCAGGAAAACGGAGAAGAGCAGAAGAAAGAUCAAGAAGAUGUCUUCAUCCGGCCGUUCGUUGCUCUUCGCACUGGCUCUCGCCCUCUACGCGGUGGAGAUGACCUCGGCGGAGACUCUGUGCGGGGGGGAGCUGGUGGACGCGCUGCAGUUCGUCUGCGAAGACAGAGGCUUCUAUUUCAGUCGGCCCACCAGCAGGGGGAACGCCAGGCGCGCCCAGAACCGUGGGAUAGUGGAGGAGUGUUGUUUCCGUAGCUGCGACCUCAACCUUCUGGAGCAGUACUGCGCCAAACCCACCAAGUCCGAAAGGGACGUGUCUGCGACUCUACAGGUCGUACCGGCGAUGCCUCCAUUAAAACAGGAAGCCCCGAGGAAGCAGCAUGUGCCCGUGAAGUGUUCCAAAUACGAGCUGUGGCAGAGGAAGGCGGCCCUGCGGCUCCGGAGGGGUGUCCCCGCCGUCCUGAGAUCCAAAAAGUUCCGAAGGCAGGCGGAGAAGAUGAAAGCCCAGGAGGAAGCGAGCUUCCGCAGGCCCCUGAUCAGCCUGCCCAGCAAACUACCGCCCGUCUUGCUCAGCACGAACAACUAUGUCAAGCACAAAUGAGCCCGUUGCCAGCCCUUUGCACAGACGAGGGUUUGGAAGGACAAAAAAGCCUAGGGAUUAUAGCUUUGUCUCUGACGUCAUUUCUGUGGCAGUCCUCUUUGACCUCCCCUGCCCUGUCCGAGCCCACCGAUUCCACCCUCCCCCCCCCCCCCCCCCCCCCCCCCCCCGCCCAUUCUCAUCCGCUACUUCUUGACCCCCUGCCCCCUUUCUAAUACCCCUCCAACCCUACCACCAUCCUCCGGAACACAAACAUGCCUUCACAUUCUUCCUGUCUGAACUGUUUUCGCGAGCUAUUUCAGUCACUGACACAAAAGGCACAAACACGAAUGACGAACAAAAAGUUAACAAUUUGACUGAAUGCCAGUCAGGUGGACCCGUGAGCAAAAGAGUAAAUGGAAGGGAGCAAGAAGAUGAAAGCGAUCUGUGGUUUGCAAGUGUCAAGAGGACACCUAACGGAAUGUUUUGGGGUUUUUUUUUUGUUCCUUGUGGAAAACAACUCAAAGCGAGGAGAAGCUUGCAGGAGAGAAUCCAGUCCACAUACUUUUUUUUUUUUUUUUUUUUUUUUUCCUGAGGCAACCCCCCCCCCCCCCCCCAAAAAAAAAAAUCUGUAAAAUCUUUUAAUUUUAUUUUUUAAUUUUUUUUUAGUUUGCACCUCUACCUAUAAAGGGACUUCCACACUGUAAGGAAUUAUUUUGUAAAAUUAGAUUCCUGUUCCAGCACCUUUUGAUCACAAACAAAAAGCAGAAAAGAGUCUGCAAAAUUGCACAUUGCCACGGAUUACGUCAAAGUAAAGAAAAAUAUAUGGCACUAUUUUUUUAUGAACAAUGAACGUGUAGCUUAAAAAAUGCUAUGGUGCUAGCUUUGGGAAAGGACUCAAAGAAGAGGUUGAAAAGCACGUUUGUUUUUUCUUUGAAAAUAUUAUAACUUUCCGUUUUAAGGAAAGAGUGACUUUUUAAAAAAAAAAAAAAAAAGAAAAAAAAAAAAAAAGGGAUUACGGAUAUGGGGGCGCUCCUGGCAGCGGUAAUGUCAAGGGGGAAGUGUCACUGAGAAACUAUGGGGGUGACGUUGGCAUCAAGGCUCACAGGAAGUGCUCGUGGCUGCUCAUCACUAGUUUGCCGGCAUACGUGGCAAGGGGGACAAGAGACCCUGGCCCUGGCCCUCCUGUCUCCCGGAGGCAGACGGACACAGGGAACAUAAAAUGGGACACCGUGGACUGCCUGGAUUGGGACGGUACAACGGUUCUGGGACAGUACUUCCUGUUUACUGUGGCUUUGCGGACUGCUCUGACAGGAAGUAUCAUGGCAUGGACAAGUGGGAUAAUUGAUGAUUUGAUUUUAGUUUGAUCUUACUGUUUCUUGUUUUCUUUUCUUAAUAUUCCAAUGAAAAAAGGAAACCGCCCCACCUGUUUCUGGUACCAUGACAUUCCUGUUUUUCCAAGUUAGGCAUUUUUCAUGGUUAUGUCAUGAUGUUAUUAAACCGUUCUUAAAAAAAAAAAAAAAAAAAACAAACAAAAAAAAAGGCACAGACAUUUUGAUUAAAAGGGAAAAAAAACAGCAAUAAUGUCAACUAACAUUUAUUUUUUAUUGUAUAUCAGUAGUAGUCACAUGCGUUUUCCUGAAAACAAAUACUUGACUAUAGCUAUCUAUACAUAUAUAUGUAUAUAUAUAUAUAUAUAUUUAGAUAUAUAAUUAGUUUCCAGGGACGUUGUGUUAUUUCCUAUAGUCUGAGCUGUAUCUUGCGUAAUGAGCCGUCAAGCUUUUUUGUUUGUUUGUUGAAAUACAAAUAAGGGCACUGUAUAAAGGCAUUAUUUAUUUUGUUAUAAAAUAUAUUUGAAAAUUGGUCCAAAUAAUAUGCGCAGCACUGAUGCUCAACUGACGGAUUUAUUUUGUAUGAUCUCUGUUUUCCAAUUGGAGCUGUAAGGCUUUUUUUUUUUUUUCUAGAUGCUUUGUACCAAAAAUAAUGUCUUUUAUCCCCCUUUUCAUUUGCCAUAGUUACUAUAAAUUAAUAUUUUAACAGCAUCAUGUAGUCUGAAUUUUGUAGGCAUGUUAUGUCACUGAAAUAGUCACAUACUCUUCAUAAUAAUAAUGAUCUGCAUGGGUUUCCAGAAGCUUGUCAAGGUUACAAGAGAAACGCGAAGUACGAGUGAGCAACUCCAUUCACCGAAACUGUUCAACAUCAGUUGUAUUCAACCCACUAUGUUUUGAAGCCACUUUAGUAUUGAUGGCGGGGAAGUGCUGAGUCCUUAAUUAAAUAAUGUCUUCAUAAUUGUGCUCGGUCUCCUAUGAUGUUCUAAGGAGCAGCUUGCCUAUGCGCCACUGCUGCGGAUAUUGCCAUUUGCAAGUGUGUCGAUCAGAACAAAUGUCACUACAGGGUCUUAACUCGCACAUUGCGCCUUCAUCGAUGGCCGUCGACUCUCUCGCUAGAUGGAUCGAUGGCUCGAUGGCUCGUCAAGAUCAGCUGACAAGGGCCUCGAUCUGGUGAAGCAUCACCUUCCGCUCGUCCGAGCAUUUAAUGAAGGGCUGAUGCAGUCAUAGGAUCGGGGUAAAGAAAGAAGUGCUCUGCAGGGAAGAGUCCUAUUUCCCGAGUAUGAGAGAUAAUCGCGUGUGCGUGCGUGCGCGCGUGUGUUUGGGGGGGGGGCUGAAGAGUUGUUAUUUAGAACCUUCCAUCGUCAUGUGGCAAGCCACCGAAGCCUACGACUGACACCCCACCCGCCACUUGUGUCGGGUUAGACAUCACCCGAACGGAGACCUAAGCAAUACGAGCCAUACUGACGCGAAGACUCAGGAACAAUACUUCUGUCAGAUAUCUUCCAUGUAGUUCUCUGAUUAUAUUCUACUUCCAUUGUGCAAGGAAACGCAGUGCAAUUCUCCUGACGAUUAUUCUUAUGUCGGGUCUGCAUUCAUUCGCUAUUGCAAUGUUCAAAUCGGCUCCUCUCGUGUUGUUGGAAUGAAAGACAACCGCUUGUUUUCGCUGAAUGCGAAGAGAUAUCACGCCGAGCAAUGGCAACUUCGUGUGUGUCACUCGCUCACUCGGCCUGUGUGUAUUUGAUGGAUUUCACCUCCGCACGCUAGAACGUCCGAAAUGCACAAUUCAUGUACUUUGAUUUUAAUAUCAAUAAAAAA